This is a messenger RNA of Penicillium angulare, 6462 nucleotides long. It is a transcript of the gene cch1, whose product is annotated as calcium channel protein CCH1. The record is from RefSeq and is a predicted model, not a curated record. NCBI's taxonomy places the organism in Eukaryota, Fungi, Ascomycota, Eurotiomycetes, Eurotiales, Aspergillaceae. Gene Ontology annotation, cellular component: voltage-gated calcium channel complex; membrane. Gene Ontology annotation, molecular function: high voltage-gated calcium channel activity; calcium ion binding. The transcript is spliced from 3 exons. Gene Ontology annotation, biological process: calcium ion import across plasma membrane. Bases 1 to 6462 code for a protein of 2153 amino acids.
AUGGCGCCGAAUAGCCAGAGCCCUGGCGACAAUGACAGCCCCUCGAAUCAGAUCCCACUACAGGAUCUGUCUAGAAAUGGAAAUGGCCUCCCCGCAAGUGGCCAUGGUCGCUCCAAUAGUGCGGGGGGCGGUGUUUUCUCACGCCGAUCCUUGAUGAGGGGACCAUCGCGGAGGCAAUAUCAGAGCGUUGCGGAGGAGUCGCCGGUCGACUUAGGAACUGCGAGUAGGAAUCCAUUCGAACAAUCGCCCCACAGACAUGAUGAAGACGCGGCCCAUGAUGAUCUAGGUGCUCUCGCACAGGCCAUGUCAUUUGGCAUCACUUUUGACGCGCCACGAUUAUCCUUCUCAGGUCCACCAGCAACACACGGAUUUAAUGAUGGUGCCUCUGAUCUCGAUAAUGUAUCCCUGAACAACUAUAACUCCCACGAGCCUGACGAUUACCCGACCCAUACCCACGUCGACGACGAUACCGCAGGUCUUACCGAUUCACGAUACCUCCAACCGAUCAGCGGCGCCCCUGUCUCCGAAGGACGACCGAGUAGUGAUAUCGCCGCUUACUCGACACAUUCGGCUGAUGGAUCACGUUUGGGUGAUGACCUCCCUCACAUGGAAGAUGGUUUGGGCCGGCACCGUGGCAGCUCUGCCCGGUCUCGUUCUCUAUCCCCAUCGGGGUCCGGCGGGGCGCUGCAGCGUGCUAGUUCGAUGGUGAAAUCCAUGUCACAGCGAGUGGUCAACUUGAGUAAUGAACCAGAAGUCGUGCAACAAUCUAUCGAAAGAGAGGAGUCCCACAAAAAUGCACGAUUGGAAGGACCCCCAGCUCUCCCUGUAAUGCCCAACUUUGCCCAUGAUCCUACCCCCGACCUUCCACCGCGAGAAAAGCGGGCGUCCAGGACGAUGUGGAAGUACCGAAACAAUCCCUUCCGGGGCAGGGCUCUGGGUAUUCUGGGGCCAAACAAUGCAUUUAGAUUGUGGCUGUGCGAUAUUCUUGUCAAUUCGUUUAUGGAACCUUUCGUUCUAGCAAUUAUAGUUGUCCAGACCAUCUUGUUGAUCGUUGAAUCCUCGAAAUCGGUGUUUUCACGAUCAGUAGGUAUGAAAUGGGGCGACACACCUUUGGAUUAUGUUUUCUUUGGUAUUUUCAUUAUCUAUACACUCGAAAUCGGUGCUAAAAUGUUGGUCUCUGGCUUCGUUUUCAACCCUCAAGAGUAUAGUACUCUGAACCGCAAUCUGGGAAUCAGGAAAGCAGUAGCAGAGAAAGGUAAAAACCUUAUAACACCUCAUCGGCAAAUGACCAAAAAGAAAGUCUCAUUCUUACAAGCCGAACCGCAAUCAUCAAUUCUACGCACAUUUACUGGCAUGAAUGCACUGGAGGCUGAGGCGUCCUACGAUGAUCCACUCCACAAACGCCGUAUUCGACUAGCCCAUCGUGCAUUUCUCCGUCACUCUUUCAACCGACUUGAUUUUGUCGCAGUUGUCGCCUAUUGGAUCUCUUUCUUUCUCUCUCUACAAGGCGUGGAGACAACCCACCAGCUUUAUAUCUUUCGCAUGCUUAGUUGUCUUCGUAUUUUGCGACUUCUCGCCCUCACAAAUGGCACUUCUGUAAUUCUUCGAAGUUUAAAGCGCGCAGCGCCUCUUCUAGUGCAUGUUGCCUUUCUUAUUAGCUUCUUCUGGCUCUUGUUUGCCAUUGUGGGCAUACAAAGUUUUAAGUCAAGCCUCCGGAGAACUUGUGUAUGGGUUGAUCCCGAAGGCAUACAAGCUAACUUUACCUCGAAUGACCCAUACGGCACACUUCAAUUUUGUGGUGGAUACCUCAACGCCACGACGGGCGAGAAAAUGGCCUGGCUCGAUGCUCAUGGUGUGAGAAGAGACUCUUCUCAUGCAAAAGGCUAUAUUUGCCCUCAAAAUUCCCUAUGUGUUGAAGGUACAAACCCUUAUAACGGGACUGUGAGCUUUGAUAAUAUCGUCCAGUCCCUGGAGCUAGUUUUCGUCAUAAUGAGUUCCAACACGUUCACCGAUUUGCUUUACUAUACCACCGACAGUGACUAUCUCGCAGCUGCACUUUUCUUUGCGGCAGGUUUGGUCAUUCUGAGUUUGUGGCUGGUGAACUUGCUAGUUGCGGUUAUUACCCACUCUUUCCAAGUUAUUCGCGAAGAGAGCAAACGUAGUGCCUUCGCUGUUCAACAGAUCGACAUCGUUGAAGAGGAUGAUACCACCGCUCGGAAAAUCAGUACCGUCAAGUGGUUUUAUGACAAAACUCAAUUUUUUUGGAUUAUCAUUAUCAUAUACGAUCUUGUCAUUCAAGCCUUACGAAGUUCCACGAUGGGAGAUGAAAGACGACGCUUUAUUGAGAACACUGAAUUGGUGAUUACGCUCAUUUUUCUGUUCGAAAUUAUUGUUCGGUUUGCCUCGGAUUGGCGUGUGUUUCAUCGAAAGCGCCGAAAUUGGUUCGAUCUUCUCCUUGUCGUCAUAACCUGUGUCAUUCAAAUUCCCCCCAUUAAAAACUCGGGUCGUCCAUAUACAGUCAUGACGCUGUUCCAGAUUCUUCGAGUUUACCGUGUUGUUCUGGCAAUUCCGGUGACCAGAAAGCUUAUCAUGGUUGUAUUCCGAAACACAGUUGGUUUACUCAACUUGAUAUUGUUCCUUUUCUUGAUGACUUUCCUCGCCUCUAUAUUUGCAACCCAGCUUUUCCGCAGCCAGAUUCCUCCAGAAGACCCCGAUGGCAAUUCGAUCAGCAUCACAUUCGCGGAUAUUUACAACUCGUUUCUUGGCAUGUAUAUGCUACUGUCAAGUGAGAACUGGACCGAAGUGUUGUACAAUGCAACUGCAUAUACCACUCACUUCAAUACCUCGUGGAUUUCAGCCUUAUUCUUUAUUCUGUGGUUCAUUGUAGCCAACUUCAUCAUACUAAACAUGUUCAUUGCUGUCAUUCAAGAGAGUUUUGAUGUGUCCGAGGAUGAGAAGCGUCUCCAACAGGUUCGGGCCUUUUUGGAACAGAAGCAUAUCGGCCAAGCUACCCAAGGUAAUUUGGCGCUUUCGAAGAUUCUGCGUCUAGGUCGCGAUUCAGACCGCUACAAGGACCCGCUGGAUCAUGGUCCAGCAGCCCUGGAGAUGCUUCUGAAGGAUGCUGUGGUUCGCGAGUUCCUCGACGAAGAAGAGAAGGGAGAGGAGCAAAACCAGGAACGAGGUCGAGAUUCGAAGAGCCAUCACCGAGAACGGGAAGUACCUCCUGAUAGCGCAGCUGUAGAAGUUGCAGAGACUAGUCAACCUGGUAUUAUUUCGCAGACAAUGGCCAAGGCAAAUGCUCUCAUCAUGGGCCGAGAACCCAAUCCGUUCUAUUCCAAACUCAAGUUUUCUCGGGCCUAUGAGGAUUUGGAUCCCAGGACCAUGGCUAAAGAGGUCGUGUCAGCAGCAGAAGCCCGGAAACGAGCCCAGCGCGAAUUCCUUGUCAAACAUCCUACCUACAACAAAUCGCUUUACAUCUUCACACCACACCACCCAAUUCGAAGAUUUUGCCAAAAGAUCGUCGGACCAGGCCGUGGCAACCAGCGAGUUGAAGGUGUUGAUCCUUACAAGCCAGUCUGGUAUGUGUUUUCUGCUUUGAUUUAUGCAGCUAUUGUGGCCAUGGUGCUUCUUGCCUGUAUCACAACGCCGCUUUAUCAGAGACAGUAUUUCCGCACUGACCGUAACUGGUUUGUUUACACCGAUAUGGGAUUUGCAAUCGUCUUCACCGUUGAGGCGGUUAUCAAGGUUAUUGCUGACGGCUUUUUCUGGACGCCUAAUGCAUACUUCCGCAGUUCUUGGGGCUUCAUUGAUGGAAUUGUGUUGGUUACACUUUGGAUCAACGUCGGCAGCUCCCUCACCGAGGAUUUCAGCGUUUCCCGACCCAUCGGUGCCUUCAAAGCACUGAGAGCUCUGCGUUUACUGAACGUCAGUGAUAGCGCCAAGGAUACUUUCCAUUCAGUCAUUAUUACUGGUGGUAUGAAGGUUAUUGCCGCAGCCGCAGUUUCGUUGAGUUUCCUGAUCCCCUUCGCCAUCUACGCCGUCAACCUAUUCAACGGCCAAAUGAUCAGCUGCAACGAUGACAAUUUCUCCGGCAACUUGACAGCUUGUGUCAACGAAUAUCACAGUUCUCCCUAUAAUUGGGAUGUCAUCGCUCCCCGAGUCGCAGCUAAUUCCUACUACGACUUUGAUAACUUUGGCGACUCUCUCUUCAUUCUCUUCCAGAUUGUAUCUCAAGAGGGGUGGGUCGACGUCCAAGACAGCGCGAUGAGCAUCACAGGCCCUGGUAUACAGCCACAGGAUAAUGCUGCACCCGAAAAUGGCAUCUUCUUCGUUGUGUUCAAUUUACUUGGUUCCGUGUUUGUCUUGACGCUGUUUGUGUCUGUAUUCAUGCGUAACUAUACAGAACAGACUGGUGUUGCGUUCUUGACUGCCGAGCAGCGAUCCUGGCUCGAGUUGCGGAAACUUUUGCGACAGAUUUCUCCGUCCAAACGUUCUUUUAAUGAGAAAACUGCACAGUGGCAGCAAUGGUGCUACAGGAUUGCAGUCAAAAAACAUGGUCGGUGGGCACGGUUUGUGACUGGGGUCCUCUGUAUACAUUUAUUUCUCUUGCUUCUGGAGUGGUAUCCUGAGCCUUCCAAUUGGGAGAUGGCACGAUCCAUUCUAUUCUUCGUUUUCAUGUUUGUCUACUUGGCCAACGUUCUCAUUCGGUUCAUCGGUCUUGGAUGGCACCGGUUUAGCCGAAGUUCAUGGGAUCUCUACUCCCUGGUAGCUGUGCCUGGUGCAUGGGUCACUACCAUAUUGAAUAUCGCAGCCUCUAACCAGACUAUUCUCGAGUUGAACAAACUGUUCCUGGUCGCAAUCACAUUGCUACUCAUCCCUAGAAACAAUCAACUUGACCAGUUGUUCAAGACCGCUGCAGCUAGUUUACCAGUAAUUGGUAAUCUUCUCGCGACUUGGUUUGUGCUUUUCCUAGUGUUCGGCAUUGCCAUGAACCAAGCGUUCGGUCUCACGAAGUUCGGUAGCCAAGGAACCCACAACCUGAAUUUCCGAGAUGUUCCCAAGUCGCUUAUCCUCCUCUUUCGAUGCAGUUGUGGAGAGGGAUGGAAUGAAAUUAUGGAGGACUUUGCGACCAUGGAACCCCCUCUCUGUACUGCGGAUUCUGAUUUUCUCGAUGACGACUGCGGCAGUGCUGCUUGGGCUCGAGCUCUGUUCAUUGCAUGGAAUAUUAUCAGCAUGUACAUUUUCGUGUCGCUGUUCGUUUCGCUCAUUUUCGAAAGUUUCUCUUACGUCUACCAACGCAGUAGCGGGUUAUAUGCACUCAGUCGUGAAGAGAUCCGUCGUUUCAAGCAAGCCUGGUCUACGUAUGACCCCGAUGGAGACGGAUUUAUCUCCAAAGAGCAGUUCCCUCGAUUACUUGGAGAACUUUCCGGUAUCUUCACAAUGCGCAUAUACGAUGGAGAAUUCACUGUCGGCGCCAUUCUCGAACAGUGCCGGAAAACGAAUCCUCACAAUUCCGUUAUCUCCUUCCAUUCGAUGCGCUCACGAGAAUCCUUGAAUCCAAUGAUGGGAGGCAGCGGUGAAGAUAUCGUGGACGACGUCGACAUUAAAGAGCUCAACCGCAUCCUCAAUCGAAUACCAAUCAAUACUAUCCAAGAGCGACGCCAGCGGCUGAAUACCUUCUAUGAAGAAGUUCUCGUAUCGGCAGACCCAGACCGUGGGAUUUCCUUCCACCAAUGUCUCAUGAUCCUGGCCCAUUACAAUGUCAUUAGCGACAGCAAGAGUCUGCGCCUCGAGGAAUUCCUUCGUCGCCGCGCGCGCCUCCAACGUGUGGAGGAAGCUGUCCGCCGAAAUACAGUCAUCGGGUUCUUCGAUACAUUGUACUGGUCUCGAGAAUUCCGACGGGCAAUCGAACGCAAGAAGAAUGGCCGCAUGACAGACAUUCCACAGUUCACAGUGCCAGAGAUCUACGUCGAUGACCCCGUAGACGAUUCCGGAGAGGACGCGGAACGAGCCGCAGGCACCACAACACCCCAAACACAACCCGAUCUCGAAGGUCCAUUUGCACCUAUGCUCUCACCUUCCUCAACCUUGCACCGGCGCGCCGAAUCAAGUCCUACAGCGCGUCGGAAUGACUUGCCUCGUCUGGAUACUACUUUGACAGGUCGGGGAUCAGGUAGCAGCACGCCAACAGACUGGGCCAGUAUCAGUCCCUCGCGAACUCCACGCCACAUGUAUGGUGAUCGUGGCUCGACUGAUUCCGGUGCCUUUUCCCACGACGGCCCUUCAGGAGCGGAUCACUCCCGACAAAAUAGCGCCAUGAGCGUUCAAGAUGUCAUGAAUUCCCUGGAUAACUCCGCCUGGGGUGAGAGUAUUCGGCGUAGCUUCACGCAAAGGCGGUCAGGCGAUCGAUCAAAUAGAUCUACAAGAUCAACGGAACGGAACUCGGGUUCCCCCUCAACAUGA